CUAGUUAGACCGAAUGAUUCCUUUCAAGUUGAAACAGUAUCGAAAUGCUUGGAGUUAAAUUUAUAAUUAUUUUGGCUUUAUUUGGAGCCAUCACCUCAGCAGCUGACCAGGGGUAUUUGGAUUCUCGAAAUAAAUUAAUAAAAAGAGGUAGGAGGCACAGUUUGGGCGGCAAACUAGAACUGACUGAGAAGGAAAAGGAAGUUAAUCGUAUAUUUAUGAAACAUAAAAUUAAUGAGUUAUCACUAGCUUUUAAUGACACUUCGCAAAAUUCUCCGGCUAUGCAUUUCUUUAAGGCGAAAGAUGUUAUUGAAAAUAAUUUGUUAUUACGUGUGCUUUUUAGUAAUUUCCGAAUGCAUUGCAAUCUACAUAUUGUUUAG
Messenger RNA from Glossina fuscipes, 377 nucleotides. RefSeq lists its product as uncharacterized. The transcript has 2 exons. Bases 45 to 377 code for a protein of 110 amino acids. The record is from RefSeq and is a predicted model, not a curated record. Lineage: Eukaryota; Metazoa; Arthropoda; Insecta; Diptera; Glossinidae.